Molecule: messenger RNA, 1557 nt
Organism: Penicillium daleae
Lineage: Eukaryota; Fungi; Ascomycota; Eurotiomycetes; Eurotiales; Aspergillaceae
Exons: 8
Coding region: 1-1557 (518 amino acids)
Biological process (GO): transmembrane transport
Cellular component (GO): membrane
Molecular function (GO): transmembrane transporter activity
Source: RefSeq, a predicted model, not a curated record
AUGACUAACAACAAGAGACACGGCGAUGCUGCCUCUCAACUCGAGGCAAAGGGUGUGGGUGAGACAUUCGACUUGGACGAUACGGUUUUGCGUGCUCAAGGACACGAGGUGCAGCUUGAGCGAUCAUUCUCAUGGAUGGGUGCUCUUGGGCUUGCUUUCAGCAUUGUCAAUUCGUGGUUGACCUAUGCUUCAUGCUUUGGAGUGGCAUAUAGCUAUGGGGGAGGGCUGGUGGCCAUUUUCAGCCCGAUACUCUCAGCGCUGGUUCAAUGGGUCAUGCUCAUGGGAGUUGCUGAGCUUUCCUCUGCAUUUCCCUCAUCUGGAGGACAAUAUCAUUUCACGUACAUCGUUGCUCCGGAUGGUUAUAAGGCAUUCUCAGCUUAUCUCGUUGGGACAAUCAAUGUCAUUGCUUGGUGGGUAAAUACCGCUUCAGGCACCAUAUACACAGCCAUAUCUGCCUUCGGGAUAUGUGAGUUCUUAGUUGCUGGGUUUGUAGGAACCCAGUGGCAGGUGUAUCUGUGUUAUCUGCUUGUCAUUAUUCUCACUUUACUUCCGAUUGCCAUCAUUCCCCAACAACGUAUCGAGAAUAUGACAAAAACUGCAAUGUUACUUUCGAUAAUAGGGUUUGUGUUAGUGGUGAUUGUCUGUCUCGUCAUGGGCAAAGGAACCUACCAUCCCAGCGCUCUAGUUGAGUACCGAUCAACAAGUGGCUGGGGACCCGGGGUAGGCUGGCUGCUUGGGAUUGGAAAUGGAGAGUACGCAUUCGCGGCUGCUGGAGCAUGUGUGCAUAUUGCGGAGGAAAUUCCAAGCCCCGCUCGCAGAAUACCGCUCGUGAUUAACUUGACCAUUAUACUGGGUGUCCUUACCCUCGUGCCUUGGAUUAUUGCCAUGACGUCGGUCAUUCAAGAUAUGGACGCAGUGCAGAGCGCCUUCCUUCCAAGUCUUGAGUUAUUUUACCAAGCCACAGGCAGCAAAGCUGCAGCCGCUUCCCUCCAGACCUAUUUAACAAUCCUAUAUUACACUUGUGUUCCCAGUCAAUGGAUUACCAGUAGUCGAAUGACAUGGGCUUUCUCCCGCGACAAUGGUCUACCUUUCUCUGACUAUUGGUCAGAAAUUGACUCAAAACGCAACAUUCCCGUUCGAGCCACUCUCCUUUCCGCUGCAUUUUGUGUCAUUUACGGGUUGCUCUACAUUGCCAGCACGCAGGCCUUCAAUUCCAUCAUUAAUACCGCCGUUCUGAUGCUCAAUAUUACGUAUACUGUGCCCCAGGCUCUAUUAGCCAUCCGAGGAAGGGACAUGCUUCCACCUCGUUACUUUGACCUGGGCAAAUAUGGGUAUUCUGUGCAUAUAUUUUCGGUACUAUGGCUCAUUCUGAGCGGUGUACUCUUUUGCUUCCCAACAACCAACCCUCCAACUUUGGCUAACAUGAAUUACAAUGCUGCAGUCAUUUUGGGAAUAUUCGUCGUAGUGCUCGUUUGUUGGGUGGAGCGGCGGAAGAAGUUUUGUGGCCCCGCCAUUGACUGGGAUCUCCUCAACAUGGCUCAAACAGUUGCUCAUUAG